Messenger RNA from Lipotes vexillifer (Yangtze River dolphin), 1970 nucleotides. Its product is annotated as NUT family member 2G-like. The transcript has 7 exons. The record is from RefSeq and is a predicted model, not a curated record. The annotation marks the transcript as partial. NCBI's taxonomy places the organism in Eukaryota, Metazoa, Chordata, Mammalia, Artiodactyla, Lipotidae.
CAUCUCCAGUGCUGGGACCGGAUGUCAUCCUGAACCCUGGUGCCUCCUUGUCUGAUUUCAUGGCAGUGCUCUUUCCUCCACCCAUUCCUGGCGCCCAGCACCGGCCACCGUGGGGGCAGCACCUGCCACCUCCCAUCACCCCAGCAUUCCCGCCUGUCAGCAGCCCGGUGCUGCCAGCUUUCCCCACGACGCCUUUGGUGGCUAAUGGUGGCCGUGGACCCAGUGCCCCUGGGGCCUGCAACCUCACUGUCCAAGUCAGGUCACAAGGGAGGCCAGUGAAGGCCCCCCAGACUCAGACCUUUAUCAUAACUCAGGGCCCCCUCACCUGGAGCGCUCCAGGAGCCCUCAGCGGGAGUGCUGCAUGUCCUGCGCCCGUAUUCUUAGCAACGCCUGCGAUGAAGACCACUGUGACUGCUCCAGCUGUUGGAGUUACUCAGGCUGGCAUGGGAGGCUGGACCCCAGGCUUUCCUCCUCAAUCUCCACUACCAGCUGCUCAGCUGGUCCCUAUCAUUCGCCCAGUGAACUCUGGCCCAUGGCCACAUGGCACUUCCAGGAAGGGCAGCCUGGCCACCAACCAGCACUACGCCUCGCAGGGUGACUGCUCUAAUCCCCAGAGCGUGUACAGUAACUUCCGACGUUGGCAGCGCCUCAAGCCACUGGCGCGGAGACACCUUCCCAAGAGCCCUGAUGCAGAAGCUCUUUCUUGCUUUCUCAUCCCAGGGCUUCGAUCUCUGGCCCGCCUGAAGCCCACCAUGACGCUGGAGUGGAGACUGUGUAGGGCCGUGCAGGAAUGGCAGCGCAUUAGCAACUUUGACCGGAUGAUCUACUACGAGAUAGCAGAAAAGUUCAUGGAAUUUGAGGCCGAGGAGGAGAUGCAGAUUCAGAAGUUGCAGUGGAUGCAGUGCACGCAGGACCUGCCUCCUCCAGCCCCACCGAAGCUGGAUCCUCGGGGUCCCCCAGCCCCGAAAUCCCAGCGGCCCCUGGAGCCCAAGGCACCCAAGGAGGUUCCCCCUGAGGCUGUGAGCGAGUAUAUGGACAUCAUGGAGGCGCUGGUGGGGCCCGUCCACUCAGCCACAGGCGAGUCAGUUGCAGAAGGUGGAGUGGACGGAAAUGAGCUGAAGAAGGAAGAGCACGGUAUCUACUUGAACCCGAUCCUCUUGAGAUACAUUGACAAGCUGUGUUCCCAGGAGGACUUUGUCACCAAGGUGGAGGCAGUCAUUCACCCUCGAUUCGUAGAAGAAUUGCUUUCCCCAGACCCAGAGCUGGAUCUCUUGGCCCUAGCGGAGGAGCUGGAGCAGGACGAAGGGCUCACCUCCGAAGAACUGGUGCAGAAACGACUCCUGGCCUUGAAAGAGGAUGAGAGUGUGUGGGCAGCCCUGAGUCACAGUGCACCCGGAAUACGCUCAAGUCCUUCUGAGUACGAUGUCGGCCAGGGUGCCCAGAGGCACGACCAAGACCCCCAUCUAGGGGCCCAAGGGCCCAGCGACGGGUCCGGUGAGAACGAGGUGAAGCUCCCCGGCGAGGUCAUCGUCGUAGGCACUCAUCACAGAAUGCGGCCUUUCAGUCUGUCCCAGAGUCAUGCCCAUGCCUCAGGCCUGGCCUCCCCUGGAGGUUGGGUGGCCCGGAGUGCUCCCCAGGGCCCCUCCCCUCAGAGAAGAGGCCUCAGCCCAGCUCCACCAGCCGCUCCCAAGUCGAGGAAGCAGGAUCUGUGUGGACGCCCAGCCUCUGCUGAGAAGCUGCCCAUCCCCGGGGCUGGCCUCCGGGUGUCUGGGAAGCCAGCCUUGGCUCUGUGGCCGGCUCACCUCUCACGGCCGAGAAAGAGAAAGCGGGACCCGUCUGACACAGAGAGGAGAAGGAAGAGGAAGAAGAAGCACUGCAGCCGGUACAGAACAGCGGGGCCGGCCCUCCAGGAUGAGGCCCCAGGGUGGCCCCCAUGGCAGCCUAGGGGCUCCUCGUCAUCCCAGUGCUGA